AUGUCCAUUUUCAGCCCCCCAAAGCAUCAGAAGCUCAUUCCCUUCAACAUCCCCGCCGUCAGCGGCCCCGAAAUAGAGUACAUCAACACCGCCAUCAAGAACGGCACCCUCACCAACGGCCGAUACACCCGUCAGUGCCAAUCCUGGCUACAACAACGCCUCUCCUGCGAAAAGGUCCUCCUAACACCCUCCUGCACCGCCGCCCUCGACCUCGCUGCACUAAUUCUCGACCUCAAACCCGGCGACGAAGUCAUCCUACCAAGCUACACUCACCCAUCAACCGCAAACGCAUUCCUCCUCCGGGGUGCCUCGUUGGUCUUUGUUGAUAUCAUCCCAGAGACCAUGACUAUCAACCCGACACAAGUCCGCGAGGCGGUAACAGAUUGCACGCGCGCGAUUGUUCCAGUCUGCUACGCCGGUUUCGCAUGUGGCAUGGACGAGAUUCUGGAGAUUGCGCGCGAACGCAGGAUAUACGUCGUCGAGGACGCGGCGCUGGGACUCUUCUCUACGUACCGAGACCAUGCGGCCGGGGCGAUGGGGCAUUUGGGGUGUAUUAGCUUCCAGGAGGGGGGGAAUAUCACGGCUGGGGGUCAGGGCGGUGCUCUCCUCGUUAAUGAUCCGGCGCUUGUCGAGCGCGCGGAGAUAAGCUGGAAUAAAGGCAUGAACCACGACGUGGCGUUUCGGAGUACGGAUGAACGUGUGGAUACGUGGCAGAUGGUCGGGGGAAGUUAUGCGAUUAGUGAGCUGCAGGCUGCGUAUCUAUGGGCCCAGCUGGAGGGCGCAGAGGGGAUUCAGAUACAGCGCCAUCGAAUCUGGAAUCUCUAUUGGAAGGAGUUGGAGGGGUUGGACGCACAGGGGAUUAUCCAGUUGCCGGCUUUGCCGCCGGAUCGGGAGCAUAACGCUCGGAUGUUCUGGAUUAAAGUCCGGGAUAUGGCGGAACGACGGGAGUUCAUGGAAUCGAUGAAGGGGAUUGGGAUUAGUGUGUUACCUCACUAUGGUCCUCUUCAUAAGAUAGGGCCUGGUAUGUAUCACAGGCAUGUUAUGGAUAGAGAUGCGGUGACUAGGGAGAGUGAGCGCCUCGUUCGCCUGCCGAUCUACUAUGUUAUGACUUUGGACGAUGCUCGAUUUGUGAUUGAUCAAAUCAGGCAGUUUUACUCUGCGGGAAAGGUAGUCUCGACAGGUAUAUAA
This is a messenger RNA of Aspergillus lentulus, 1188 nucleotides long. RefSeq lists its product as uncharacterized. The record is from RefSeq and is a predicted model, not a curated record. Lineage: Eukaryota; Fungi; Ascomycota; Eurotiomycetes; Eurotiales; Aspergillaceae. Gene Ontology annotation, molecular function: dTDP-4-amino-4,6-dideoxygalactose:2-oxoglutarate transaminase activity; pyridoxal phosphate binding. Gene Ontology annotation, biological process: polysaccharide biosynthetic process.